AUGUAUUGAUUCAAGGGACUUCUGUGUUUUAUUACUUCCGCUUCCGUUUUUUCGACGGAAUAAGUUUAUCAGUGAUUUUAAUCAGUGUAAACGAAUGAAAAAUUAUUAAAAGACUUUUCCGAAUUACUUCGCUUUCAUCUCCUUGUCUUGCUCGGGCCUUGGUCAAGUUAUUACAAAAAUGAAUAAAUUCAAUGAACAUAAUUAUGAACAAAUAAGGAAGGAAGUAAGGAAGUUGUACUCAUUGAUGCUCACUUGAUUAUUUUUGUGAUUUGUACCUCUUUUGAAAGAAUUUAUGAAGAAGGAGCCAUGAAAUUAGGAAAAGAAAUAAUCGUCGUUUUUAAUUUGAUAUAUUUUACCAUGGGCAGACUAGCCGCCCUGCAGUAUAAGGCAGUUUCACAGUCCUCGGUGCCUGGCAAAACGGGAUAUUCUGCGGAUGCAUCCUUGGCUGUUGACGGAGAUCCCUACACAUUUACUCUCACUGGGGAUGGCGUGAAUAACUACUGGAAGAUAACUUUUGACUCAGAAAGGACGUUCUCCUGUUUUACAAUCAUCAUCAGAUCAGGUCAAUAUUCUUUAUCCGUUAAUACAGAUGAUGAACUCGAACAGUAUUGCAAUAAUUUCACCGCAAAGGUUAAUGUCUCAAAGAACAAUAUCACAAAGUGUUGUUUUAAACAACUGAAAGGAGAUUCUUUAACCAUAACCAGAACAGAUCAGGGAAGACUUCGACUGUAUGAAUUCUCUUUCAAAGACUGUAAAGAGAACCAAUAUGGUGAAAGGUGCAGGAAAUGCAACAAAUCCUGCAGAACUUGUGACCAAGCAAACGGCUCCUGCUUGACUUGUGUUAAUUCUUCCUGGUAUGGUAAAUCCUGUGAUAAAAAAUGUCCAUAUAACUGUUCUGAUGGAAAGUGUGACAUAACUGAUGGAGCAUGCAGUUCAUGUUACCCAGGAUAUCAUGGACAAACGUGUGAACCGUGUGAUAUUGGACGGUAUGGUGUAAAUUGUAACAGGUUUUGUAGUGACAAGUGCAGAGGACCUUGUGUGAAGGAAACGGGUGAUUGUUUUGAAUGUAAAUCAGAGCUCUUUAAACCGCCAUCUUGUUUGAGACGCAUCGAAUCCACUACAAAGUCUUUGGAUUGUAAUAAAUGUGACAAUUGUGAUAAUAGGCAGAAAUGGGAUAAAUGUAAGACUGAAAUUCAAACAAACUGUUCAAACUGUAGAAGUAUCAAUUGUUCAUCAUGUUCAGAAAAGACGUGUGAUUUAAAUGUGAAUAAGACUUGCUCCGCUUGCCCUCAUUUUUGCGUUUUGUUUAAUAAAACCAUAACAAUGGACACUACAUCAAUUACAACAUCUCCUUCUCCAUAUGGAAGCCAGGAAACCAACGACCAGUUAUUGGCAGUGUUGUUCGGAAUGAUAAUCUUGGUGCUACUUCUUAUUCUUCUACUGAUUAAAAGAUUAAAGAUAUUAAGAAAAUCAGAGAUCACCAGAGUCUUAGAUUCACAGGAACCCAGAGAAGAGCAGCCACUUAAUCUUGCUGUUCCACAGAACAUUCUAGGAAACGAAGCCAACACGAUAUUUCUGGAAGAAAUAACUCAGGCAGACGACAUUGUUCUUGAUGAAAUUCAAAGACUAGAUGUGGAAUAUACUAAUACCAUAGCUCAUAGGAUCCCGGUGGACAAGUUCAUCGAGUAUCACAGUAUAAGACGAGAAAACAACAUCUUUGAAGAAGAAGAAUUCGCGAAAAUUCCGACUGGACUAAUGGAACUAUAUACAGAGGCUGUAAAGAAAGAGAAUAUCUGUAAAAACCGUUAUAGAUACGUGUAUCCUUAUGACUUUUGUAGGAUUGUACUUAGCACUUCCGAAGAACAAGGAAGAAAUGACUACAUUAAUGCUUGUUACGUUGAGGGUAUCAAUGGCGAUCCUACCUAUAUUGCAGCACAAGGACCAUUUACUCCCGCAACAUUGGUUGAUUUCUGGAGGAUGACGUGGCAGGAAAACAGCUCAAGGAUUGUGAUGCUGACAAAUCUGUUUGAAGGCGAUCAUAUGAAAUGUCUGAAGUAUUGGCCUGAGGACGAAGAUACGUUUGGUGAUCUUGUAAUUCGAUUGGAAUCACAGGACAUUUAUGAAAAAUAUACAAUUAGACAUCUGGUUGUGCAGCAAGCCAAGACUGAGGAUAUCAACCCAAACGAAAAUACUAAAAAAGUGACCCAGUUUCACUUCACCGGCUGGCCGGAUUGUGGAGUUCCGUCCGAUGUUGAUAGUCUUCUGUGUUUUCGGGACCUUGUAAAAAAUGGCCGACCGGAAGCUGACGGUCCAAUAAUUGUCCAUUGUAGCGCGGGUAUAGGUAGGACUGGUACAUUUAUAGCUCUGGAUUAUUUGUUGGAAGAAGGAGCUACAAUGGAAAGUGUGGACAUCAUCAACUGUGUCUCAAAACUCAGACAGCAAAGAGCACAUUCCAUACAAACUAAGGCGCAGUACAUCUUUCUCUAUGACGCACUUGCACAGGGAUUGAAGAAUAUUAGAAGAAAGUCGUUAUAUCAACUUGUCGAUGAAAUUUGAAAAUCAGAACCACGACGCAUUUUUAGUGGAGCUCGUUUUAUUUAUGUGAAUAUAUUUGUUUAAUCAUUGCUUU
Molecule: messenger RNA, 2629 nt
Organism: Saccostrea cuccullata (small rock oyster)
Lineage: Eukaryota; Metazoa; Mollusca; Bivalvia; Ostreida; Ostreidae
Product: receptor-type tyrosine-protein phosphatase T-like
Exons: 14
Coding region: 307-2556 (749 amino acids)
Biological process (GO): protein dephosphorylation
Molecular function (GO): protein tyrosine phosphatase activity
Source: RefSeq, a predicted model, not a curated record